Messenger RNA from Bactrocera oleae (olive fruit fly), 17399 nucleotides. NCBI's taxonomy places the organism in Eukaryota, Metazoa, Arthropoda, Insecta, Diptera, Tephritidae. The record is from RefSeq and is a predicted model, not a curated record.
CCUCAACUUGUGCUGCAAGGCAAUAUACUAGUGCGGUGCGUGCAAUCAACCCGGCUACAUCAUUAUCAAAAAUAAAAUCGUAUCGUAUAAUUAAAAAAAAAAUACAUAUAUAUAUAUAAAUUAAGGCAGAAUUAUAUGAUCAAUAAAAGAAAAAGUGCUAGUGGCAGCUUAUUAGCUGAUAAUAUUUGUUCAAACGUUCUGUCGCGAAUUUGCAGCUGUAAGUUGUGUGAAUUACUUUCUGAACCGUCUUAUGUUAUUUAAUUUGUCGGGUGUAAAUUAGUGGUGAUCACCUAAUCAAACACUUGUUGACCAACGAUCAGAAAAAAGUCUUGAAAAUACUAAGGUAUUUCGCAGCGAGAGCGAAUAAUAUGCACUAAUCAAAGCCUGAGCAGCUACGGUGUCAAACACCGUCGGUAUUUCAAAAGUCUACUCGUAUUUAUUGCGUGGCUUUUGUUGUUAAUUGGUUUACUGUGUAUUAGUGCGUGUUUUAAUGCCAUUUAUUGGUUAAUCAAAGAGCGCACGUGUGAGGUUGUAUAUGUGCUUUAAUUUGCCAAUAGACAAGUGCAAACACAAGUGCGGGCAUACAUGCAACCAUAUAUUUGUACAUAAAUAAUUCUUCGUUUGCAUAUAGAAUGAGUGAGUGAGCGUAUAACUCGAGCUCGAGUGUUAUUGCAACCGCCAUCAACUAAUUUAUGACAAUAUAACAAUUUACCGCCGGUAAAAGAUAGCAUGCAAAUUUCAAUUUUUUUUCAAAAAAUAUUACAAAUUUUAUCUUACAAACUUACAACGCGCAAAAGUAUAAUUAAAUUGAAAACCCAAGUGUAUACAAUGUGCAUGCUUACUUUUAUGGGCGCAUGGUGUACAGAGCAGAUUCUGACUACGACAAUCUCAUAGAACAAGACGGUUCUCGCUAGAAGCACGGAACCUAUGGAAACUAUACCUUUAUAAAUGGAUUACAGGGGUAGCGGCCACAUGUAUAUAUCUACACUUGAGUCGGAAUCGAUGUGAAGAAGAAGGCAGGCGCACAAGCUUUCAAACAACGUUCACACAAACGAGCCAAAAAUUGUAGGAGCAAGCGCAAGCGCAGGCGGCAGACAUAUUAAGUGCCUCAAAAAUUGUUGAACCUUGUUGGAGAAAUACAUAGGUAUGCGGAAAGUGCACCACAAAACAUAUUCGAACAUCACAGAAGAAGAAUUGUGGGCGCUUUGCCAGUAGCGGAUUACGGAAUGCGUGCGUGUGCGCAAUGCAAGGCAACGGUCAAGUAGGCGCGUAAAAGAACACAGCAUAUACUUGUAUGAGCAACCUAGACGUGUAAAGGAAACUGCUACAAAUAAAUCAAACGGAAAUCACAUACAUAAUCCUAAAUACAAAACAAAAAACCGAAAAUGUCGAAAACAAUAAACAAACAAGCAGAGCGCUUAUAUUUUUCAUAAAAAUACGAUGAGAUAAAAUGCAUGCAGCGACGUUGCUGAUGUGAUAAUGAUGUGGUGAUAAUGUUGUGCAUAUUAUAAUCGUCAUGUUCUUGAUAAUAAGGCAGGCUUCUUGUUUUGAACUCCAGAACGAUGCUGACAAUGAUUUUGUAAAUGAGGCUGCACUGAUGCACUGAGCAUAUAUGUUUAUAAGUCCUAAGGGAUAGGAAGUGGUAAAUGAAAGAAAUGUGUAGUUAAAGAGAAGUUGCAACUUAACAAAUAAAACUAAGUCAGUGUAAAUACAGGCUUGCAUUCAUAUACACAAAUUGCUGUCUGAUAUUUUUCGCCUAGAUGCAUUGCGAUCGUGUAGCAAGAGCGUGAAUCUACCUGGUAUUAAAUACGUACAAAUAAAUAUGAAUGUAUGGUAGCACAUAUAUAUAUCUUUACAAUAAAAGUUGUGAGCGCACCAUAUUGCGUUGCGUUCAUACAUACAGUGAGUGAGAGCGAAGGGAUUUAACGGUGUAGACGACGCAUACAAAGUUGCCGCCAUUGUUUUGUAGUUAAGAAGGCAGAAAUGCUGAUGGGCGGUGAAAUGCGGCAGUGAAAAGUAAGCAAAAAAAAAAAAACAUCAAUAUAAAAUACCAAAUCUAAAGUAGGAAAAAUUUAAACAAAUAUAUAAGAUAAAUAUAAAUGAAACGCGAGAAAAACAAAGGUGCUUAACUAAAUAAAUAAAAUAACACGUGAUAAAUAAAAAAUAAUAUCCCUUGAGUAAAAUUCAACCAGCAAGUGUACAUACAUAUACACAUAUGUAUAAACAUAUGUAUAAACAUAUGUUUCUACAUACGCGCUACAGUCUUAUAUAUAAGUACAUGGUAAAUGUAUGAGUUCAGGUACGGAAAUCGGUGCAAAAUCAACAAAACAACAUAAAAUAUAAUACAAUACAAAUAGUAAUAGUAUAAAAUAAUAAUAUGAAAAAAAAAAAUUUUACAAUAUAAACGCAAACCACAAUGCCAAAUCAACAAUAAAAAGUAUACAUUUUUUAUUUUAUUCUGCCGAAAUAUCGAAGUACAUAAGUGUUGUAUAGCAAUUUGUAGGACUAUUUUUGUGCAUUUCAGGUAUCUAAGCAAAACAAAUAAAUACGUUUAAAAUAAAAUAAAGUUGAGGCAAUAAUAAAACAAAGUCAAAAGUUCACAAGAAAUUUAUAAUUAAUUCAUUCAAUGAUAAAAGUAUAAAUAUAUAUAUAUAUAAAAGCAUAAAAUGUGUGCUUGUUUAUACUUCAAACAAUAAUAAAAUAUCAAUUCAAAUUGAUGUAUACAAAACGAUUUUGUUAUUAUUAUUUUAUAUGUAAAUUACAACAAGUAGCUAAAACGGAUGUGUAAGAAAAAUACCAAAACGAAAACAUUUACAAAUAGAAAUUUAAUAAUUAAAUUUACAACUAAUCAUAAUGCCACACAAUAGUCAUAGUUCACAUUCACGACAUGGUGGCUCGUCUAGCGACGAUUUGGGUAGCACCGAUGAAGUAAAAAUUUUCAAAGAUGAAGGUGAUCGAGAAGAAGAAAAAAUUUCAUCAGAGAAUUUGCUUGAGGAAAAAUCGAGCUUGAUCGAUUUGACAGAAAGUGAGGAAAAGAGUGGAAAACUGCCAUCGAGACCGGAUAUAAGUCCCGUGUUCAGUAAACUUGAAUCACACGCGUCAAGCUUCAAUAUGGGAUACCUGGUAUCCCCAUAUUCGUAUUCAAAUGGCGGUGCUGGUGGACUUCCGGUCACUAUGGCAAAUAAAAUUGGUCUCUCUCCAUUUUUCUGUCACAAUGGCGAUCCUUUGACGACACCACCCCCUGCGCACUGUGGUAUACCUCCAUAUCAGCUGGACCCGAAAGCAAUGGGUUUAACGAGGCCGGCUAUAUAUUCAUUUCCUUCAAGCCAGUACGCAUACCCAAUGCUUGGACCUGAUAUGACACCGUCGUGGCAUACACCAUCUGUAUAUUCUGCAGCAUCUAGUUUUAGAAGUCCUUACCCGUCAUCAUUACCUAUCAACCCAACGUUAUCAAGUGAUUUCCCAUUUCGUUUUCCGCCGAAUUUAUUGCCUUCAGUGCAUACCUCACCACACCAUGUACUCAAUUCACAUCCAGCGAUUGUGACAUCCGGUCCCAAACAGGACUGUAAUCAAGAACCAACAGCAAAUUAUCGAUAUUCGAGAAACUUGGAUAGUAAAAUAUCAACGGCUAAUCCUCAAGGAAAUGAGUGCAAAGACAAUUCGAAUGAGAAGAAGAAACCGCAUAUCAAAAAGCCACUGAAUGCGUUCAUGCUCUAUAUGAAAGAGAUGCGAGCCAAAGUUGUUGCCGAGUGCACAUUGAAAGAAUCAGCUGCGAUAAAUCAAAUACUUGGUAGAAGGUGGCACGCGUUAGGGCGUGAGGAGCAAGCCAAAUAUUAUGAAUUAGCUAGACGGGAGCGUCAAUUACAUAUGCAAAUGUAUCCAGAUUGGAGCUCCCGCACGAACACGUCACGGGGGAAAAAACGGAAGCGAAAGCAAGACACCAACGAAGCUGGUGGUGGAGGUAAUAAUAUGAAAAAGUGCCGUGCUCGAUUUGGUUUAGAUCAACAGAAUCAGUGGUGUAAGCCCUGCAGGCGUAAAAAGAAAUGCAUACGCUAUAUGGAAGGAUUGAGCGGCAGUGCUGUCAGCAGUGGCACUAAAGAUGAUAGCUUUCAGGAUUUGGAAGAUCUGGAUGAUAAUGCUAGUGAAGAUAAUCUGGGUAGUCUAGAUAGUAUUGAUGACAACAACAAAACUCCAGACGAUGAUACCGAAUCGCUGAAUCAUUCGCUAUCUAGUCCGGGCUGCCAGAGCGGUUUGUCUAGUCUUCAGAGCCCGUCCACCAGUAUGGCUAGCCCAUUAAAUCUGCUCCCUAGUCCUGCAACGCCCGCAACGGUCGGUCUGCCAUUUGGACUUGCUGACAGUCAACAAGAUCAGAAUGUACAAAGUCAGCAACAACUACAACAACCGAAUAGCGGUAUCGAUUCGGCAGGACAACAAAUUUGUAUGCAACAGCACCAGCAGCUACAACAAUCGAGCCAACAUCAAAUUCAUUUAAGUCAACAUCAGCAACUUCUGCAGCAACACCACCAGCAACCGCACACCAUAUCCUCACACCAUAAUAGUAGUAUUUACGAGCAUGCUAAAACCGCAAGAUCGUUUCUGUGUAGUGGCAGCGUUGGUGUCGGCAGAAGCACAUUAAUGUCGCCAUCUCUGCCAACUAACAGCUCCAGUGGCAUAUGUAUUGGCAGCAGCAACACUCUAAUAAAUACCUCAUCAUCAGCGUCUGCUGUGGCAACGGCGGCUGCUUUCACUGAACGCACCAUGCGUUCACUUCUGAAUCCUAGUCCAUCCGGCCUAUUACUGAAUAACAAUUGUUUUCCACCAAGCGGGCUGGAAUCCAGCGGAGGAGCUAUAGUUUCCAUAGAACAUAUUCUAUCAAAUACCAAUAAUUUAUCAACCAGCACUGUUACCAACACUCCAGCCAGUGUUGUUGCUAAGUUUCCUACUGUCUCCAACGCCUUAGGCAAUAGAGCUAAUGACGACUUAAAUAGUUUUAUUUCUUUCAAUAACAAUAGCGAUGCGUCCUUUACCAAUAGCACUGGCAAUAAUGGCGUUUGUGAAAAUAAUUCCAUGGCAGUUACUUUGACACGGUUAGUCAGCACCACAGUCAAACCAAUAUCAGCCGCGGGGGUAAAAUCGAUGGUUUCAUCGUCCGCUUCGUCUGCGCCGUCUUCCCCUGCUGGUGAUACUUUCGAAAAGAUAGUUGCUCCUAUCCAAAGAAACCCUAUAGGCGCUAAUCCACAUGAUAUCAACAACCCGCUCAGCAUUAAUCAGCUGACGAAAUGCAGUGAAAAUACGAGCAAUAACAAUAAAAUUAGUUGUCAUAAUAAUUUUAAAAAUUGCGUUGUAACGGCUGACAACAAUAGCAAUCCAUCUUGCUUAGAUAAUAUAUCAAUUGCAUCCAGCAGCAAUAUUAACGGGAUCGCAACACAGCAAUAUAAGCAUAACAAUCAACAACUACCUAAACAACUAGCCUUACGGAUAUCCUCCACCGCUGUUUCGCCUCAACAACGACAGUUGACGACGGCGUCUUUAUUGCCGUCAAUACCACAACAUUAUCAGCAGCAAUUCCAUUUGCAUACGACAACUGAGCCACCAACGCACCAUCAUGCAUCCCACCGCCAUUCGCAUGCACAUUCACCAUUGUUCAACCAACAUUUUCAACAAUUCAGUCAUCACUUGGCUUCCGUGGCAGCGGCGGCGGCUGCAGCGACCGUUCACAUGCCCAAUGUAUUGAGUGCUGCUAUUGUGAAACCCAACAACAAAAUGCAACCUAAUAGUAGAUGCGAUGUCACAGCUAACGAUGGUGGAGACGAAUCAGCUACAACAGCAACAGUUGAAGCGAUAGAAACUACUACUGAGAAUAAGGCAUACACAGAGAGCGUCGAAAAUAUGACAGCAUUAAAAUGCCAUCCUACAGAGACAGCAGUAGCGACAACGAUGCCUAUGUCAGCUACAACAACAGUAACGACGAAGACGCUGCCAGUGGUGGCUGUUGACAACACAGUCAUUGUUAAUGUUAAAACAAGCGCUUCCGGCAGUGAAAAUGGAGCAAUUAGAGUAACGUAACGGCAUCAGCAGAAAACCACACCGCAAACCGGUGAUAUCAAUGCAGUUUCGUUGCAUGUCAGCGUUUUCAAUAGCAAUUACAUAAAAAGAAAACGUAUUAUUACUAAUUUCGUUAUAUUUUAUUUUAAUAGUUUAUGGGUAUGAGUAUUACAAGAAUAAGCAAGUAUGGCGCCGAGUAAGCCGCAUGCAAAAGCAAGAACAAAGUUAUCGAGUUAAAUUUACACAAGAGAGUAUGCGGAUACCUGCCAAGUUUUGUUUUGCAUUGCAUUUUAGAUUAGUUUUCCUAUUGUGAAUGGUUCAAAUGACAAAUGAAAAUACAAAUUUAUUUUUUUAUCUUGUAUUUUAAAAACUUAAGACUUCAAAUCAAAUAUAGUAAUUUAUAAAAAACAAAGAUAAAGGGUUACUGCAUAGAUUUUUAGCGCUAAAAAAUAUUUCUUCACUAAGAAAGACUUCUAACACUAUUGCGCAUUCGUCAGAAAACACGUUAACACAGGGUUCCGCCACAAGUGCUACCCGUUUGUUUGAGCUUUUAAUAUAGCCUAUUCGAUUCGCGGGAGAGUAACACUUAGCGAAUCGAAAACAGCUAUUACUUAUUUAAAGUACUAUAGGCGAAUACGCCAGUCGAGAUGCGGUUAAAAUUUUUCAGUAAUCUAUCUCUAUAAGUUUUCCCUGUAUUAUUAAUGAAAUUGCUGACACAUUUUUGUUAAUAAUAAUUUUUAAAACAUAUAGCCAAAACACUCAAAAGCCAUCAAUAUAUUGCCGAAUAUUUUGUAAACUUAUUAUACCCUGAACAGGGUAUAUCAAGUUUGUCACGAUGCUUGUUACACCCAAAAGGAAACGUCAGAGAUCCUCUAAAGUCAGCGUGAUAAGCUGAGUCGAUUUAGUUAUGUCCGUCUGUCGAUACAUACAUGCCUCAGUUUUUGAGAUAUCGAUCAGAAAAUUUGCAUAUUUCUUUUUCUCCCUAAGAAAAUGCUGCUUUGUCGGAAGCCCUGAUAACGGACUACUAUACCAUAUAGCUGCCAUACAAACUGAGUAAUCGGAGUCAAGCGCUUGUAUGGAAAACUUUUCCAUUUGAGUAGAUAUUUUCACGAAAUUUUGCAUGGGCUAUUGCUUAAGGCAAUGAUGUAAUAUCCGAAGAAAUUGUUUAUAUCAGAUUGCUGUAGCAUAUAGCUGGCGAAACAUUCAAAAGCGAUAAAUGUAUUGUAAACUUAUUUAAUUAUGCAUAUGUCACUAAAAAAUUAAAUUGGAAGGGAUGUAUUCCGACCGAAAGAGUAAACUUUUAACUCAAUUGUUCGGUAUCUAUAAGUAAAAUCAUAUGUACACAUACCUUUUUUAUAAAGUUCUGAGUGAAUGUUUAUAAUAUAUUAUAUGAACUAACAAUAUAUUUACAUGACAAACAUUAUCAUUCUCGCCAAAACUAAUAUGUAAAAACUCUUCACAUAUCAUUUGCCAUAUCCUAAUAUUGUCAUACGUUUAAAAAAGCAAGUGGUAAAUAUAUUUGGUUUUAAAUAUAAAGUACCUGGCGUCGGGUUCAACAUUCAGUAAUACAAAUGACAAAAUAUUAUUGCAAAAGUACAUACACGGAUAAUUCAAUAAAGCAAAUUGUUCUAUGAGAAGCCCUGUUAUAUGUAACUAUAUAUAGGUAUACUACUUAUAUACAUUGGCUAUACACAUUAGUGUGUGUAAAAAAAUGGAUAUGACAUGAAGAAAUUCACACACCUUGUUUAUGUAGUGCAGUUGAUUGGGUUAUGAUAUAUACAGUAUAUAUUUACAAAAAGACCAAGAUAUAUACAUAUAUAUGUAUAUGUAAUAUAUAUAUAUAUAUAUAUAUAUAUAUUGAAUGAAUUCAUAUCUUUAAUAACGAAAGUAUUUAUUAAAACAAUACAUUAAAACUUUUAAAAAAUUAUUGUAAAGAAACUUAAUGAUAGACUUGACCGAAACUCUAAACGAAUUUAUUUUCAAAAGAAAUGAUGCUGAAGAUGUCAUAAGCUACAGGUAUAAAGGAAUAGUUAUAAAUUUCAACAAAUAUGUAUUUUGUCAUACUUUUUUUAAAAAACAAAUCAUAUUAAAUACGCAACAGCACAUAAUUGGGCAUGUACAUAUGUACGUAUACCAUAUCACAACCACCCACACCAUUUUUGAUUAGUUGUACCAAUUUAUUUCACAUCACAUAUCGGAAUUGUAGUACACAAACAAUUUUCGCUACCUUCCCAAUUUGAUACAGGUUAUAAAAAAAAUUUAAGUUUUAGUCAUACGAAAAACAAAUGAGAAAAUUUAAAAAUAAGCUUUGGUAUGAAUAUUAUUUGUAGCUUAAGAUGAAAUAACUAGACAAUGUUGCGAUAGUAUCUCUAAAACAGAAACAUAAACAAUAUAAUGCAAAACAUAAACUGUGCCACAUUUUCGCCAUAUAUUUUUUGUCAAGUUUUAUGUAAAAAAAAAUUAAAGAAACAAUAACAAUUAAUUAAGCAUUUAAACAAAAAAUGAAUGAAAAAUCAAUAAAAAAUGAGAGAAUAAAAACAGUUGGUUGAAUAAUACAAAUAAAAUUUACACAACGAUAAAUAAAAAUAUAAGAAUAGAAUUUAACAUUUCGAGAUUACAUGAACCUUUAAAAACAAUGAGUGGAAAAAUAUAUGUAAGAUAUCAUAUCACGUUUUCUGUUUUAAAUUUAGAAGAUUUUCUUGCUUCUAGCAUAAAUAUGAAACAUAAACCUAAAAAUGGACGUAAAAUGCCGACUAAUAAAACAUUAACUUAAGCUGAAAAUUUUGAAUGUAUACAAGUUACAAAGAAGGAUCAUACAUGUAUAUGACUGUUGCUCAGAGAAUUCGAUAGCAUUUCUCGGUCAAGCUUGUAUUAUAGUUAUGACAUAUGCUUCAAGGGGUCACAAGCGGAUAUUCGAAAAAAAAUGUAUUAAAUAAAUUAUUAAUACUGGCUAUACGACUUUGAACCAUUUUAGCAUGUUGAUCAUGCAAUGUUAUACACAAUUUUAACAAGAGGAAAACGUAAAUGAUGUCCAUAUAUUAAUAACUUGUUUAGUUGCUUACAUAUAAUUAAAAAGAUAAAAAGCGCAAAGUUAUUUAAAAGUCGUUAAUUAUUUUAUUUCUAUCCCCCUCUUCCCCUCCAAAGAAAAAAACAAUAUUUUAAUUGCUGCUACUUUUGCCAAGCAACUUUAAACUUAGUAUAAAAUUAUUUUAAUCGAGACAAAAUUUCAGCAAAGAAAUCCUUUGGUUAGUGUGUAGUUUUUUUUUAGAAAACGUUAUUCAUUGUUUCAAAUUUUGAUUUACUUCUACUUGCAUACAACUUCCUUGGAAAAUAUAUGACCUUUACUUUUUACUUUUUACUUUACUUAGUAUAUUUCCUUUUAACCGCAUUUGAAAGUAAUUUUCAUAUCUUAGGGUGAGACCAAAAAUAUGUACAAAUCACAGUAACUUUUGCGGUUUAUUAUAACAUUACUUCUAUAAUACUGCAAUUAGGGAUGGAUUUACAAAACUUACAAGCUGUAUUCCUUCGAUAUGUCAGUCGCUGGGUUUGUACAGAAAACAUGAGCAUGUUAUAAUAAUAAAAUAACAUUAAGAAAUUUAAUAAUUACGAGUUAUCUAUACCAAAAAGAUUUUGAGAGAGUGUGAGCAUAAAUUUGAGAAACAGUGGCAACAAUCACUAGUAACAACAAUUUACAACUCACCAUAGCAAAAAAAGCAAAGCAAAAUGUAAUAUUGAUAAGUGGCAUUGAAGGCAAGAUAUAAAUUACAAAGCAUAUACAGUAUGUAUGUAAGCAGACUAGCGCAUAUUUAUGUAUGUACAUGGGUAUGGGUUUAAUGAACAGCUACGAAGGAAAUUAAGCGAAAAAAUCGUUAAAUGAUAAUUAAACAUAUAUAUAUAAUAGAAAUAGUGGCUAAGGCGAGUUGUGAAAGCAAAUGUAUCGAUAAUUGCCAAUUUUCACUAAAAGACUGUUACUAUCUAUUAGUUGUAUGUAUAAAUUACCACUAAUAAAUGAUUAAUGUACACAUAUUAACAAAGAAGUAUAAUUAAAGCUAAAAACGGAUUACAAGAAUUUCAUUAGAAUUAAAAAUUAAUGUAACUAAAGUAGUGUAGUUAUAACAACCAUAUUAGUAAGUAUAAAUAGUUAAUAGUUAUUCAAUAUUUUACAUGUAUGUACGUAUGUAUGUUAUUAUUAAAUUAUAAGAUAAAAUGUAAUGCAAUGUGUGUUGUGAAGAAUUAAUUUUAAAUGCAUUUUUGUAUAUGUAUAAGCGAAUUAUAAUGAACCAACCACAACCUUGCAUAGUGAUGCCUUCGUAUGCACAAGAGAAAAGUGAAAAUAUUUAUUUGUGCAUUAGCAAUACUGCAUUGGUUCUCACUGAAUAAUUGCGUAUAAAUAUAAAAAAAAAAUGGAAUAUAAAAGUAUUGAUAUACAGCUAUGUAUUGUACUGUACAGCGGAAUAUGACAUUUAGUGUACAAAACUACCUGGAAAUGUACAUUAACGCAGCAUACUUUUAAAAUUAUUAAGGUGUGCAAACAAAAAAUAGAAAUUACAAGUUUUACCUUGAUACAUAUGUACAUAUUUUUCACAUGAUCCGUUUAGGUACGGUUGUAUGUAUGCUUAUGCCGGUGUGUCUAACAGCAGACUAAAUCUCAAAUUUGGUUUAACCAAGUUAGUAAAUAUCGGCGAAUAUGACUGUACUUGGCGUGUGAGAUCAAAUUCAAAGGAAGGAGCAAAGGAAAGCCUAGCACUAAGUGCAUUUUCACUGUGGUAAAUGUUCACUAUUCGCACAGAAGUGUAAACACACAAAGUGGUAAAGUUAAAGUUGUACCGUGUGUUUAUAUCCUGAACAGGGUAUAUUAAGUUUACCACGAAGUUUCCAACACCUAGAAGGAAACGUCGGACACCCUAUAAAAAAUAUAUAUAUAAAUGAUCAGCCUGCCGAGCUGACUUGAUUUAUCCAUGUCUGUCUGCCUGUAUACGAGUAUACGCGAACGAAACCCACACGUUUUGAGAUAUCACUCUGAAAUUUCUAACACGUCUUUUUCUCCCCAAAAAGCUGCUGAUAUGUCGGAACCGCCGAUAUCGGACUACUAUAGCAUAUAGCUGUCAUACAAACUGAACGAUCAAAAUUAAGUUCUUAUAUGAAAAACUUUUUAUUUGCCAAGAAAUCUCCACAAAAUUUAGCAUGGAUUGUUGUCUGCGACAACGCUAUAAUAUGCAAUGUAAUUUUCCAGAUCGAAACGAUCAAAAGCAAGUUCUUGUUUGAAAACUUCUUUAUUUGUGUAGAUUAUUCCAGCUUCGUGCAACCGAAGUUAACAUUCUUUCUGGUUUUAUCAUAGUUUUCCUUUUUCACCCUUUAACAUGGCAUGACACUGCGUUUCGGCUCUGUUUUCAUAACGCUUUAGCAUUCUAUAGCGUUGAAAAUUCCACUCAAUUAUUUUCGCCUAAAUUUAUAUGUGUAUAUACAAGUAUAUUUACUUAAGUAAGUAUAUUUACUUAAAUUUAGUUUAAAUAAGUUCAAGAUUUUUCUUCUUCUUUUUGUCUCGAAGUAAAUAUUAUAUAAUAUAUUAUUAAUUACCAAACUACUAUGUCAUGUGUGAACUAAUGUGUUAUUGUUAAGUUAGACGUAAAUGUAUGCGUACGUGCAAUAUAUGCGUCUUUAGUAUACGCUACCUAUUUAUUCAUAUGUCAUGCUAUGGAAAUAUUGUGUCAAAUUUAAACAUUUUAUUGAGUACUUACGUGUAGGAAGAAAAUGUACAUCAAAUAUUUCAACAUUAUCCUUGUAACGAAUCCGUAAAGGCAUUCAUACAUAUGUUAGAUUUAUGCACAUUGCCGGCUAAUCAAUCCAUUUGCAAGUCAUAAAAUUAAAUUAUAUAUUUAUGUAUAUACUAAAUAUGUGUACAAGAAAUGCCAUAUAUUCUAGAAAGAAAACUGAACAAGAGAGCUUUCACAUAUAAGUACAAAUAUUAAAUUGCAACAGUAAACAUUUAUAAAAGGAACAUUCGUAAUUUCUGUUAAAACAGCUUCAAAAAUUUAGUACUAUUGUAAAUAUUUGCUAACGAAGCGUUUCGAUAUACUUAAAGUAUUUAAAAAAAAAGAUUACCUUCUAUUGAACUUUAUAAGUUUAAUUUUUCUAAUAUUCCAUAAAAAAUUUUAAUAAAAGAAAAAAUUAAUUUUUCUUAUAUUUGACAAAAAAAAUCUAAAAUUCAACUUCAAAAAUUAUUAUAUUAUUUGGAAAAUUUAUGCCAUGCUAAAUACUUCUUUGAUGAAAUCGCCUUUUUUUUAAACCUUGGACGUUUAAUUUUUCUUAUAUUCGACAAACAAUAAAAUUUUCUAUUAUUCGACAAAAAAAAAUUAUAAAUUCAACGCUGCUCGUUAAGAAUAAAGUGUAUUUUAGUAUUUGGAAAAAGCACGCCUUGUUUUAUAACUAACAAGUUUACUUUUUCUAACAUUCGACAAGAAAAUUAUAAAAUUCGACAAAAAAAUAAACGCUUUUAAUAUGCGACAAGAAAAAGUGUAAAUUCGACAAAAAACAAACAAACGUCUCUAAUAUGCAACAAAAAAAUUAAAUGUUACUAAUAUGUGGCAGAAAAAUUAUAAAUUCGAUAAAAAAAUAAAUGUUUCUAAUAUGCGACAAAAAUUAAUAAAUUCAAGUCUGCUCGUUAACUAUUAUCCAAAAGCACCAUUUAUUUAGCAAAUCAUGCGUCUAAAAAUAUUUAAAUUCUAAUACAUGCGUCAUUUAUUAAAUCGGCAGUGCACUUGCAUUUCCGAAAAGUGCACGCAAUAAAGCUUUGCUGAACCUAUUCCACUGUUGCUGUUGCGUUUACAAAAACAGUAUGCUUGACUAUUUCCAGCUUGGUAGUAUUUUACAAAAGCAAUACUGUUAAUUUAAUUGUUGAAAGUAUUUGUGUUUGUAUAUUGCCGCAAGAUCUUUGUUUAUGUUUACAGGGAUCACUUAAGAAAUGUUGAUAAAAAUAGAAAAAAGAAAUUUUGGUAUGUAUUAUUUUUAGACACCUUAUGUUUAAAAAUGUGCAACUCUUUGAUAUCUAAUCAUUUAAAUGCUUCCAUUAAUUAAGUUUUCUUUAUAAGUAAACUAAAAAAUAACAAUUUUAUUUACUUUAGAGUGCUAUAAAACUUAAUAUAACAAUAAUAAAAAUAGUUAACAUAAUAAUUUAUCCUGAAUAAGCGAAAUUAAAAUACAGUGUACAGCAUAUGACGGUAUUUUUAAUUUCAAUUGAAUAUAUUAUCCUUUGAAUUAUAUAUGAAAUAUAUAUUUUGUCGAGUCGAUGAACGUGUAUGGCCAUUUAAUUAAUGCAAAUAAUAGCUUUUUUAUUUCAAAUGUUUGGGCAUAAGUGCCUAGCAGGGUAUUACCCAGAGUUUUGCUACACACUAGUGCAUCCAGUUUUUACUUCGAACUGUACAAAUGUGACUUAUAAUUUGCUGGGUAAUACUUUUAUUAAUGAAACUGAGCCAUUGAAAUCCCGCUCUUCCAAUAUAUAUAUUUUUCAUUAUAACUAUUUUUUGUCACAAAACGUAGUGAGUUUAGUUAAAAGAGUAAAUUGAUUAUAUUCUUACAAAAUUAUAUGCAUGGAGUUGUGGAAAAUUUGUGCUUAUGUAUGUAUGCGUCUCAUUUAUAAAAUCAUCUAAUUAAACGCAGUUAUACAAUUUUUAGUUAAUUCAGCAGUAAUUUUAAAAUCCGACAAUGUAUAGCUACAUAAAAAUAAGCAUAAGUCAAAGAAUUCAAAUUAUAAAAUAUUAAAGAUCUCCCAGCCGUACAAAUAGGGGCGCAAUAUAUUCUUAUGUAGGUAUACUCAAUUGAAACAUAAUAUGUGCAAACACAGCUAUAUAAUUUUAUACUUUAAUUAAAAUAAAUAUAUAGUCUUUAAGUUGCCAAUUAGAUAGUUUCAUACAUGCAUGUAUUUAAACCAAAACCAAUAUAACUUUUAAAUACUGUUCACCAUUACCAUUAUGUUUAAAACCUUAUAUGUACUCAUAUGUGUAUUCAUAAGUAUACAUAUUAUGUAUGUAUUUAAAUAUAUAUACAUAUAUAUUUUAAUGUUAAUGUACAUGUAUACUAAUGUAGUGAAAAUUAAGUUAAAUAUGUAAAGUCAAUAAUUAAUGUAAUUUUAUAUUCGCCUCAAUUUCAAGUUGUAUGUAAUGGUUGUAUAAUUAAUUAAAUGAAUUAUUUACAAACAAUUUUUCGAUUAAUGAUGACUACUUAUACACAUAUGUAUAUCAUACUCAUAUUACCGUUUAAAUAUACAUACAUAUCUUCACCUAAAAUGCAAAGCAACGUAUCAACAAAAAACACAAAACCGUGUUACAUAAUAGUCUAAUAUCGGAAUUCAGUACUUUGAUACAGUCACAAGUCUCUAAGUUUGGGUAUUUAAAGUAGAAAAUUUAUGUGACUUGAGACGAUUUUGCAAUUCAGUACGUGACAGUCACAAAAAUUUCCCAAUUGAAAACGAACAGAUCUAAUCAGCUGUUACAUUUCGCUAUUUAGAGAUGUGUAUAAAACCUGAAUGAAAAUAAACAUGUUAAUAACAAAUAUAAAUUUUCUAUAACGCAGUAAAAAUAAAUAAUUACGAAUAAAAAAUAUAAAAGGUUGACUUUGAAUCACAAUAGUUACGAAAUUUAUUUGAAAUUGACUUUUUUUAACUUUUACGUGUUUGAGGUGCUUAAAAAAUAUAAAAACCGACGAUCUAUUAUUAUCUAUGCUGAUCUAUAAGUGAAAUGUCAGUAUAUUCAAAAUGGAAAACAAGAAUUAUCAUUACUUUUGCGAUACUAUCAGGUGCCAACUUUAAGACAAUAUUUUUUGACUAAAGAUUAGACAUUUUAUUGUGAAUCGUAACUUGUCACAAAUUGAGACUUUACUUCAACAUGUCUCAAAUAGUGACGAGAGACUGCAUAACCUAUUACAUAUAUUUACAUAUGUACUAUCAGAUAUAACCAAGUCAGAACCGAAAUUCCAAUUUUGUUUCAAUAUAUGUAAAUAGUUUAAGUUUUAUGUUAUAUUAUGUUUUAUAAUUUUUUACACUUAAUGUAAACUUUCAUAAGUUAGCUGUUGCUGCGUUACUUUGUAUUUUAGGUGACGAUAUAUAUAUGUUUAUAAAUAGGUAGUUAAGGAUAAAUAUGCUUAUAUAAUAUUCAGAUAUACAUAAAUAUAGAUUAUAAAAUACAAUUAAAUAAGCAUAAAUAUAUAAGAAUAAUAUACAUAUAUAUAUAUAUAUAUAUAUAUGUAUAUAUUAUACGUACAGAUAUACAUAUUAUAAAAUAAUUACUGUUGAAACAAGUAAAUCAAAUAGUUGUAAAAGUAAGCACUCAAUAAUGUGACCGCAAUAACUUAAAAACAACAACAUCUUCUUUAUUAAUUUAUAAGUUAUUUCAAAUAAAGAACAUAAUUCAUUAAAUAAAAACGGUUAAGUUUUCACAAUUUAUUCAAGAAUUAAAAAUUUUGGAUAAAAAAUACCAUCGGGAUUAAAUAAUGAAAAUUUUAUUUUUAUUGCAAAAUUUUUGAAUUAAAAUAUUCGGAACCAUGUAUAUAAUAUACCAUUGUUCAGGUAUAUUCAAAAAAAUGUUUUCAAGUAAUUUUAUAAAUAUAAUAUAUAACUUAUACUCUGACCCAUAUAAGAAUAAAGAAAAUCAUUAUAUGUAGUAAGUGGAGGGUUGGGUAAUUCGUAGUUCAAUAUCACGUAUUUUCUGAUAUUAGGUAUAUGAUAGAUAGGGAUAGUAUUGAACCGCUUUUUGCCAUUACCACAUAUUAUUAACAGAAAAGGAUGAUCUCUGACUUUCAUUAAGUACAUAGCAUUACUAUUAUUAUAAGGAGUAAAGUCAACUUUAUGCUUGUAAGUCCUGAUAUUAGAUAUAUGGGGCUAGGACAAAUUUUCAGCCGAUUUUAUCCAUUUUAUGCACAAAGAGACAUUAUCAUUAAAAAAACACUCUUUUUCAAUUUCAUAACUCACAUAUUGACCGAUAUUUGCGUUAUGAAGUCCACCGGAAGUCCGAAAAUUUUAGUAUUAGGUAAAAGGUUUUCCAAUAAGAGUGAUAUGAAUUUUUUUCAAAAACAAACACACUAAAUGUUAAAGAAAUUUAAAUUUGAUUUAAUGUAAAAUACAAUCGAUACCAAUUGCGGCCCUAAGAAGUUGGUUUUAAUCGAUCUACACCGCUCUCCAUUGACAGUAACGGUGUCACCAGCUUCAUUUCGAAAGAAGUACGGACCGGUGACUCCACCAGACUAAAAACCAAACUGUCUAUUUAGGUAAAUGUAAGGGGUGUUCAUUAAUAAUUUGUGGCAUCGGAAAAAAAAUAAAGAAAAAAUGGCAAAAGCGCACGAAAAGUUGCAAUUGGAGAACGGUUAUUUUGAUAAUAAAAUUGAAUAAUUUGUAAACGUUCUUCUUGCGUAUAUCUUUCCGUGAUGAAAUUGUAAUUCAGUAAUGUAAUGUCAUAAUGAAAAAAAUUACAGAUCAUGGCACAUUAAAAAUGGCCGAGACGACGCUUAGAAAUCAUAUCAUCCUUAUUGGAAACCCCGAUUUAUGGGGACUAAGGUAAUUAGUGAUCCGAUUCAAUCAAUUUUUCACAUACAGGUAUACUAUUAUCAGAUAAGGAUUAUCUCUGAGUUUCUAUAAUACACCUCACAGAGUGACCGAUAUUUUCAAUACAAAAUUCGCAAUAGAAACUGGGGUCCACAUAUUCGGUACCUGGGGGGCUGGGGGGUAGGAACACGUGUACCAAGUUUCAUUAUGAUACCUCAAUUUUACUCAAGUUACAGAGUGCACAGACGGAAGGACAGACAGUCACCCGGAUUUCAACUCGUCUCUUUAUCCUGAUCAUUUAUAUAACGGGUGAACCAAGUAGAGGUACUUUUUUCAAUUGCCUUUUUUUUAACAGAUCACGCGUGUGUCGUGUCAGGCUGUUCAAUAUUAUUUGGUAUGGAACUGAAGUGCGCUCGACUUCACCAGCGACAUCACUUCGCUCUAUGGGCUCUUGAAAAGUUCCAAGAAGAUCCGACGUUUUCGACCCAAAUUCAGCGAUGAAGCUGGCUCAAUGUGAUCUCGGCGACAUUUAGUUCCAACUAGACGGCGUCAUUUCCCACUCAACGCAUCAAUCAAUGGAAUUAUUGAGAGAACACUUCUCUAUGCAGAUAAUCCUGCUUCGGUUCAGGCCUUGAAGCAAAACAUCACGCGGGGCAUUCACCAGUUACCAGUCGAAUUUCUAGAACGAGUCAUCGAAAAUUGGACUCAACGCAUGGACCAUCUGAGACGUAGCCGCGGCCAAUAUUUGAGGUGAUAGUCUUCAAAAAAUAAAUUCCAAAGAAUGUUCUAACGAAAGAUAAUAAACAUUUCCAUUAAACUUGAA